AUGUCUUCCCGCCUCGAAAGUAAGGAAGUGCAAAUUUGGGAAUCUCCCCCCAAGAGCCAGACGAGGAUGAAGCUCAGCCAGGAUUCAAAUCCAAAUUCCCGGAUGUGGAGCUAUGGAGUUGUUGAAACGAGAUAUUCGUUCAUUUCUACCGUCACACCUAUCGAAACUACCGGAGAGAGAUUUGCACCUAGCCUUCAGAUUCUGAAGGACCAGCUUGAUGCCGAGACGAAGAAGUAUCCACCUUCACAAGAUGCUGCACCGGCUUGUGCAGGUUCGAAACGUAGGCUUGAACCUACACACGAGCAAGAUUAUGUAUCCUCAGACGGGUCCGGCAAUUGCGCCAAGAUGAAAUCGUCUAUGUCGAAGCCGCCGGCAUUCAAAGCAUCCACUAUUCGAACGAGUACACAGCGCAGAGUGCGAUUCUUGCCCGACGCGAGGGCCGAUGAGCAGGCGGUCGAGGGUUCAGCGUCCCAGGAGGAAGUAGAAGAGCACACGUUUCCGGUUUUGAAAAAAGGCAGGUUGAGUUUUGGCGGCAGUGACGUCAUCCAGGGCCUCUUGGCAAGACGAGAAUCAGCACCUGGCCCCGCGUCCAUUUGUGGCGAACGGGAGCUCAGUCAGAUUGCUCGGCCACGAGCACUGAUCGUCACCCCAAAAGUGCCCGAGGAAGUGGCCCCUGGCAAAGGAGUGAGGACGACGGAGCUGAAAUUCGACCCUCAAGUACGCAUGUCUGACGAAACGAGGCAGAAUGGUUCACUCAUGACACCGAACUCUGGGACCACAUCCUCUGUUAACGAUUGCGAGGCACAGACGAAGGAAAGCAGGUACGGUACAUUGCCGGUGACUUUGAAGCGGCCUGAGCUCGUAUCAAGCGUCGAGACGCUAAACAAGAAAGCUAAAAGAAAUGCUGACCAGUCAAUUGCGGCCUUGUGGCCAACAGCAGGCCCUGGUUGUGCAGGACCCGUUCGCUUCCCAGACGAGUCGGAGGGGACGCUUCCGUCUCCAGUUGUACCAUAUUGUGAGUCUCGCACGAGACGUCAAGUGCCUGCAGUUUUCGAGGAUAGUUUGGUGCAAGAUUCGCAGGACGACUCUGAGUCCGAAGGCUUUCCCGUAGCUCAAAAUUCUUCUAUCAAAGGUUGCCCCAAGCUUGGCGACAUUAGUCCGCAGUCGUUCGUCAGAAGCUCUCUUCCAGUUCGACCGCCCUGCGAUCAAAAUGUGGAGAACAGGGUCGAAUCUGUUGGCAAUGCGGAGAGAACUCACUUCGACGAAAGACCACAGAGGGAAGCAGUGGACAGAGGAUGCGCCACUGACGGAGUGUUUCGACGACCGGAAGGUGCGAAAUUUAGCCGCUCUUCGUGUACAGGAAGUCGGGCGGAGUCCUUGGACGGACUUGGGGCACAAGUUACUGUCAAUGAUUUUUAUCCCGGACAGGAGAAACGAGGUGAAUGUAGGGGCCCGAUGCCCCCGAAUGGCGAGGGCGCUGCUUGUGAUUCAUCAUCUAUCCGAGGAUAUGACGCUAUGCCCAUAAAUAAUGAGGAGUUGUGGCGUCUUGGGCCUCCGGAAUUCGUUUCGUCCAGACCAGCCCAUGGAUGUGGGAAGGUCCAAGAGCUUGAGCUAUUUUCGAAUGCUUUCCGGACGGGCAAGGGAAAUCCUGUUCAAAUUUCUGCAUCAGCGAUUAGCAGAGUCGCAUCAUUAUUUGAAGAUGUGUCUCCAGGUCGUGAAUCCCGGGCGAAUGUCUUCACGCCUCCAAAAUGUGCCGCAAGAAAUAAAACUGUUUCCUCUUCUCCAGCUCUCGCUGAUGCCCAUUCUCUUCAAUCUGUGAGGAAAAAUCUGUAUCACAGCUCCCUGUCAGUGCAAGAUGUCGAUUGUCCAGAAAUCUCCCUCGUACAUCAAGCUCGAAAAGCUGGCACGCAGGGCAAAACGGCAUCACUUUUUCAAACUGCAAGGGGAUUACCUGUCCAUGUCUCUGCUGAGAGUAUACAGAGAGUGCAACCAAUUUUUUCAACACCUGAAACUUUACCAUCGAAGGAAGAUGUGAUGAUCCUUAAACCCUCUGUAGAAGACGAGGGAUUAGCUCACAAUUCACGUUCUGGAGCUCUUUCUUCUCGUGCAGUCAAAGGAAGAGCAAAUCCUUCCAUCAUAGGAGGGGUGAACGACGGGGCCAUAGGGCGACGAGAUUCCUCUGGGACUGGAAGUGCUGGCGCGUCGAGGUCAAAUUUAUUCCGGACAGCGAGAGAUACACCUGUAACAAUCUCAUCUGCAGCGCUGCAAAAGAUUUUAAACAUUUUUGAAGACGAAGAUCUUACCCCACCACCGAGCAGGGAAGGGGUCGGUGCCAUACCAAGAGAUCUUGAGGAGAAGAGUGCUACCUCUAUUCCUUCUACCUUGCCUGCAGCAGGAUUCCUCGUACCCGUGAAGAAUCAGGACACAAGUCGGGAGCUUCUCUCAGGAUGUCGUCAUGAUGCUAAUUCACUCCCUCGAGUUAUCCCGCCCGAAGUAACAACACUUCACGGAACAACUCCAAUGCGCGGGUUUAGGACGGGGUUUUCCACAGAUCAUCCUGAAUUUACGGAAAAUGCCGAGCCGAAGUCUAAACUGUCUCCCGGGGAGGUUGUGCUUCGUGAAAGAGCGAAUUACAUUCGAUAUCAGUGGGAUAGAAUCUUUGAGCCCCGGCUGGGGUUUAGCCUUGAAUCUCGUGCCAACCGCGACAUCUCUGGGUCAUUUGCUGUUGAAGCCGGGCUUGGAAAAUCGGCAGCUCUCAAUCAUGCAACGAUUGAGGAGAGUCCCUACUUAGCGGGUUCCCGUCACGCUGAGGUUCGAAAGGAUGCAUCGCUGGAGGGAGGCAACGGGAGUUUCAGUUUCAAGGGUAGUUCCGGACGCACAUUGACAAUCUCGAGCGCAGCCAAAGCGAAAGCGGAAGCUCUUUUGAAGCUUGGUCCUGAAUUUGUGACCCCGCCGAAGUUUGAAGCACGCAAACCUUCAUUUGAGUUCAGAACUAAGGCCUCAAAAUCAGAUGCGCGGUCGUUGCUAGAAGUUGAAGAACGCAAACAGUAUACGAGUGCUGUCAACCAUGGUCGCAAGCAGGCCAUCAACGAUGUAGACAAAAGAGCACAGGAGAAGAGCGAGUCUGGAAGCGGGCGUGGGUCAAGGGCUUUCAAGGCGCCAAGAAUACUCAGGCCCUCACUAAGCUUGCCUGAUCGAAGAAAGUACAUUGGUUUCCAACCCGGCAUUGUAACUGCUGCACGGCGGAACUUUAUUUUACCUGAUGGUUUACAUUACCUUCACGAAAAGAAAUCACGAAUAAAACGAGGUCGAUUGCAGUUGAGUGAAUACUUUGGUGGACCUCCUCAUCCGGGUGCCAAGACUCUCUCCAAUUUGUCGAAGGAAGUUUUGUCAAUAACUGCAGACACAGCUGAGACUUAUAGAAUUCCUGACGGAGGAACGGGUGUUAGUGUGGACGAAGUUUGGAUUAUGCUCAAAGACUUGGGAGCUGAUCAACGGUACGCCAGCAAAGGGUGGGUGGCUAACCACUUCAAAUGGAUUGUGUGGAAAUUGGCGUCAUACGACCGUAGAUUUCCUCGUCCGAAGGCCUGUCUGCUGACAUUAUCGUCUGUGUUGAAUGAGCUCCGGUAUAGAUACGAUAGGGAGUUGAACGGGGAACGAUCAGCUCUGAAACGAGUGACAGAGAGAGAUUCUUCUGCAGGUCACACUAUGGUCUUGUGUGUGUCAGCAGUUCGGAGUGUUAAGGACAUUGAACAUUUUUAUGAAAUUUGGAUCGAGAAUAGAGAUAACGCUGAAGGAAAUAAGGCCAAGCUUCCUCCAGCGGGCGUCAUCGAAGUAACUGAUGGAUGGUAUAGACUGAAUGCGCAUGUUGAUGUACCUCUUGCAAGGCGCAUUCACAGUGGAAAACUCAAGGCUGGACAGAAAAUCGUGGUAUGUGGAGCAACUUUGGAAGGUCUUUCUGAUGGAUUACCACCUCUUCAGGCGUUUGAUAAUGCUUAUCUGUGUAUCAACUCAAAUGGCGUUCGUAGGGCCCGAUGGGACCAGCGUUUGGGUUUCUGUGGGACAGCAACACCGCUUGCGUUCAAGUGCAUUACACACGAUGGUGGAGUGAUUCCCCACACUUAUGUUGCCAUAACACGGAGAUACCCCUUACUUCAUAGAGAGAACAGACUCGCUGGUGGUGGUUAUGUUUUGAGAUCUGAGCGUGCAGAAGACCUGGCUGCACAUGAUUUUGAUAAAAGGCGUGCCAAAGUGGCGGAAGAGGCAAUUCAGAAGCUAGAGGAUAGGGACAGCUCCUCAGAUGAAGGAGCAAAGUUAUUUUUUGCACUGGAAACAACAACCGAUCCUGAAAGCCUCCUGCUCGGCAUGACACGCUCUCAAUUAGAUGCUUUUGCAGCCUUCAAAGCUCGAAGAGAGGAGUCCAGGCAAGUUUUGACAGGAGACCUGAUCAGGAAUGCACUUGAGCUUCAUGGUCUGGCAUCGCGAGAAGUAACACCAACCUUCAAAGUUCGUGUAGUAGGAUUAAAUCGCAAAGGAGACCCAGGAUCAGACAAGGACGGUCUGGUUACAAUCUGGCAUGCUACUGAAGAGCUGCAAGAGCAGCUACAAGAAGGGAAGGUGUUUUGCGUCUACGGGCUGCGUCCAUCCACGAAAGGAUCGUAUCAUUCAUUUAACUCAACAAGAUGGCAACCGGUGUCGUUUUCAACUCUGGAAAAACAUUUUGAGUUUCCGUACGUUCCGCGUUUUCCUCUGCCAAUAUCCAAUCUCAGCGAAUAUAUGCCGUGCAGAGAAUUCGAUGUUGUUGGGUUGGUACUUUUGGUAACGGAUCCCGUCACUAGGGACACAUUUCGUGGAAGAGCAAAGUCUCAAUGGGCAUUCAUGACGGAUGGCUCUUGUGCCAAAGGUGAUGCCGCGGACGCGUGGGAGGAAACUCAGGUCCUUGCGAUUGAAAUCAGCUGGCCCGAGCAAGCAUUUGUUUCGUUUGAAAAAACCCUCGUAGGUUCCGUGGUUGGUUACUGUAACCUGUGGUUGAAGCACAGAGAUCAAAGCAACCGCCUGUGGGUAGCUGAAGCAACUGAGAGAUCUCACUACUCAAGCAAAAUGACUUCACCUGCAUUUCGCCACCUCACUGGUGCAGCUCUCGAAGUACAAAAGUGGUCAAAACUCAAUUCUUGGAAUGUAGAUAUUCUCCAAUCUGAUGUGGAGCAACUGGCAGUACACUUUGAAAACCCGUCAAGCGCUUAGGACUGUAUAUCGUUCACUUCGAUGUUUCAAGCACACAUCUACCUUGACUUCACAGUAUUACCCAUAAAAGCUGUUAAGUCAUGGCAAGUCAAGUUGAUUACAUGGCUUACAGGUCCUGUCAGGCAAGGUAAUCAAGUUAGGAUCCUCCCUCACAUCUCCGAUGUUUACUUACUAGCAAAGCUUGUUGUCGCACCACCUUUUUAUGGUGGCAUUGUCCGCCGUAGGUGUUGAGUAUGAACAGAAUGUUAUCGUCCCUUGACUGGAGGGGAAGAUAUGAUCAGCCUGGACCAAAAGAAUGAUCCAGAGAGUACGCAAGAACAGAAAUAGCAAGUCGUUUUUCUUCUGGUGAUUCACACCAUUGAUAGUCUUCCUUGUAAAUUAUGAUCAAAUACAUCAAUUACAUCCUGCGGGAUUACGUAGAGCAGGGAUGUCGUAGAGUAAUUGUUGGCACUCUGAGCAGCAUGCAAUCUGGACCUUAGAAAGUCCAAAUUGAAUACCUUCAAGCCUUUCAAAAGGAUCCCCAAGCGCAGUUAGAAUAUCUGUCGAAAGGCUGACGGCAUUUAAUUGGAAUGUGGAGGCAUUUCUCCUUGAUAAUUCAGGUCCAAGUUGCAUCAUGUUCACCUCUGAGGUGAAAGUUUAAGGUUCACCUCAAUCCACCUUCAGGAUUUCUGAACUGUGCUUAUUAGAAUGCUGUACAUAAAGAACUCCAGCAUAAUCAAGCAGACUUGUGCUCACACCACAAGGAUCCCUAAGGAAACUUUGUAAUUGCAGAACCGCAUGUCUAUUGUAAUAAAGCCUCGGAUUUCUCAUGGUUC
Molecule: messenger RNA, 6059 nt
Organism: Marchantia polymorpha subsp. ruderalis
Lineage: Eukaryota; Viridiplantae; Streptophyta; Marchantiopsida; Marchantiales; Marchantiaceae
Source: the annotation of a GenBank genome assembly